UUAAGGGUGGACGUGAAUUGCUCCGAAUCCUACGUUUAAGGUGACGGAGAGGAAGCAGACACUUGUGUGUUUAAGGAUGGUGAGAUUUAAAGUGGGAAAGAAAUGGUAUAACGAGUUGAAAGGUGGGAGAGAAAUUGUUGGUUGUGUUUGUGAUUGUGAUUGUGAUCAUUGAUCAUCGUGGUGUUGCGGCAUUGGCUGGCUGUGGUGGCGCGCUGCGGUGGCAAGGCAAUGGCAUACAGAAGAAGACACGGAAUAUCCAGAGCUUCCACCUUCAAGGAAGAGAUUCGACAUCAUACAGAUGAUGAAAAUGGUUCACCUACAUCUUCCUCACCCCUCGCUGUUCAGGCCAUCAAAGCCUCUGCUGCUCGUCGUGAUCCCUCUCUUCACCUUGCUUUCCCCAAAUUUGAACAUGACCAUCACAGAUCCAAGAGCUGUGAUAACAAUUACGUGGUGGCGGAUGUUUCGAAAUCCGGCGUGUGGGGCGUCCUCGCUCAGAAAGCCAAAGAAAUUCUGGAGGAGGAUAAGUCAUCCCCAAACCCACACCACGACGCCAUCUCCUCCGAAAAACUCAAAACACACUCUUUCAAUACAUUUUCUUCUCUCGAGGGCAUAGAGAGCAAAGCAUCAGGUCGAGGAUCUCCAACGAAGCCAAAGGGAAUUUCUCUGUCCAACUCAAAGUCACAACUAGCUCCUUCGACGUGGAAUCCAUGGCAACAACCACCCCAGACAGGAGACCCUCAAGCCAUCCACGCAACACAACUCAAGGCAUCUCGCGACGUUGCAAUGGCAACAGCUGCAAAAGCAAAAUUGCUUCUGCGAGAGCUAAAGACAGUGAAAGCAGAUUUAGCUUUUUCUAAAGCACGCUGUGCUCAACUGGAAGAAGAAAACAAAAUACUCCGCGACCGCGAGGGUAGCGAGAAAGGCGAAACCGUUAACCGUGCAGACGAUGAUUUGAUCCGGCUUCAACUAGAGACACUUCUUGCGGAGAAGGGUCGGUUAGCGAGUGAGAAUGAGGUGUAUGCUCGAGAGAAUCGUUUUCUACGGGAGAUUGUGGAGUACCAUCAGUUGAGUAUGCAGGACGUGGUGUAUUUUGAUGAAGGCAUGGAAGAAGUUUCAGAACUUUAUCCCAUAGAUACCACUUGCAUUUCUACACCUAGGGUAGAGUUCCCCAUGUCACCACGCUCACCCUUAAAUCCAGGCUCCCAGAAAAAAUCAAUAUUUUCUGUGUCACCACAACAGCAGCGUCAACGACAGGAAGAAGACGAAGCAGAAGAUAAUAACAACAUUGCAUCAGAAUUAAAUGAACAUGCAGUUACAAAUUGAUGGUCCUUAUAUAUAUUUUUGACAUUUGUAGUUUGGUUUAGCCUUAGAUGGGUUCCUUUACUUGUGGAAAACAAUUAUUGUUUUCACUUGUUAAAAUCUGGGAAGAUUAAACUAGCUAGGAAUG
Messenger RNA from Vigna radiata var. radiata (mung bean), 1447 nucleotides. RefSeq lists its product as uncharacterized. The transcript has 5 exons. The coding region runs from base 229 to 1323 and encodes 364 amino acids. Lineage: Eukaryota; Viridiplantae; Streptophyta; Magnoliopsida; Fabales; Fabaceae. The record is from RefSeq and is a predicted model, not a curated record.